GAGAUGCAGAACAUCACAACCACGCGGGAGCGAGUGGAGCUGCGGGGCAUGGAGAAGUUCACCAACUACAGCGUGCAGGUGCUGGCCUACACGCAGGCGGGGGACGGCGUCCGCAGCAGCGUGCUCUACAUCCAGACCAAGGAGGACAUUCCAGGUCCCCCAGCCGGGAUCAAGGCGGUGCCAUCCUCUGCCAGCAGCGUGGUGGUGUCCUGGCUGCCACCAGCCAAGCCCAACGGCAUCAUUCGCAAAUACACCAUCUUCUGCUCCAGCCCCGGCUCGGGGCAGCCGGCCCCCAGCGAGUACGAGACCAGCCCAGACCAGCUGUUCUACCGCAUCGCCCACCUGAACCGGGGGCAGCAGUACCUGCUCUGGGUGGCCGCCGUCACCUCCGCCGGCCGCGGCAACAUCAGCGAGAAGGUCACCAUCGAGCCUGCGAGCAAAGCCCCCGCCAAGAUCAUCUCCUUCGGAGGCACCGUCACCACGCCGUGGAUGAAGGACGUGAGGCUGCCGUGCAAUUCCGUCGGGGAGCCGGUCCCUGCCAUCAAAUGGACCAAGGACAGCGAGGACUCUGCCAUCCCGGUGACAGUGGACGGCCACCGCCUGAUCCAGGCCAACGGGACGCUGGUGCUGCGCUCGGUGAAAGCCGAGGACUCGGGUUACUACACCUGCACUGCCACCAACACCUGGGGCUUUGACACCAUCAUCAUCAACCUGCUGGUGCAAGUGCCCCCGGACCAGCCCCGCCUGACUGUGUCCAAGACCUCGGCAUCGUCCAUCACGCUGGCCUGGAUCCCUGGGGACAAUGGGGGCAGCUCCAUCCGAGGCUUCGUGCUCCAGUACUCGGUGGACAACAGCGAGGAGUGGAAGGAUGUGUUCAUCAGCUCCUCGGAGCGCUCCUUCAAGCUGGAGAGCCUCAAGUGCGGCACCUGGUACAAGGUGAAGCUGGCGGCCAAGAACAGCGUGGGCGCCGGCCGCAUCAGCGAGAUCAUCGAGGCCAAAACCCACGGCAGAGAGCCCUCCUUCAGCAAGGACCAGCACCUCUUCACGCACAUCAACUCCACGCACGCCCGGCUGAACCUGCAGGGCUGGAGCAGCGGGGGCUGCCCCAUCACCGCCAUCGUGCUGGAGUACCGGCCCAAAGGCAACUGGGUGUGGCAGAGCCUUCGCACCAACAGCUCCAGCGAGGUGUUCCUGACCGAGCUGCGCGAGGCCACCUGGUACGAGCUGCGCAUGAAGGCCUGCAACAGCGCCGGCUGCGGCAACGAGACCACGCAGUUCGCCACGCUGGACUACGACGGCAGCACCAUCCCCCCGAUCAAGUCUGCCCAAGGGGAAAGUGAUGACGUGAAGAAGUUGUUCACCAUCGCCUGCCCCGUGAUCCUGGCCACGCUGGGAGUGGCCCUGCUCUUCAUCAUCCGCAAGAAGAGGAAGGAGAAGCGGCUGAAGAGGCUUCGAGAUGCGAAGAGUUUGGCAGAAAUGCUGAUCAGCAAGAAUAACCGCAGCUUUGACACGCCGGUGAAGGGACCCCCGCAGGGCCCCCGCCUGCACAUCGACAUCCCGCGGGUUCAGCUCCUCAUCGAGGACAAGGAAGGCAUCAAGCAGUUGGGGGAUGACAAAGCCACCAUCCCGGUGACCGACACGGAGUUCAGCCAGGCCGUGAACCCCCAGAGCUUCUGCACGGGCGUCUCUCUGCAUCACCCAGCCCUGAUCCAGAACACGGGGCCCCUCAUCGACAUGUCCGACAUCCGCCCCGGCACCAACCCCGUGUCGAGGAAGAGCGUCAAGUCUGCGCACAGCACCCGCAACCGCUACUCCAGCCAGUGGACACUCACCAAGUGCCAGGCGUCCACGCCUGCACGGACCCUCACCUCGGACUGGAGGACAGUGGGCUCCCAGCAUGGCAUCACGGUCACCGAGAGUGACAGCUACAGCGCCAGCCUCUCGCAGGACACAGACAAGGGGCGGAACAGCAUGGUGUCCACCGAGAGCGCCUCGUCCACCUACGAGGAGCUGGCGCGCGCCUACGAGCACGCCAAGCUGGAGGAGCAGCUGCAGCACGCCAAGUUCGAGAUCACCGAGUGCUUCAUCUCCGACAGCUCCUCGGACCAGAUGACCACGGGCACCACGGACAAUGCUGACAGCAUGACCUCCAUGAGCACCCCGUCCGAGCCCGGCAUCUGCCGCUUCACCGCCUCCCCGCCCAAACCCCAGGACAGCGAGCGGGGCAAGGGCGUGGCYGUGCCCAUCCCGCACCGCGCCAGCAAGAGUGACUACUGCAACCUCCCGCUGUACGUCAAGUCGGAGGCCUUUUUCCGCAAGCCGGACGCGCACGAGCCGUGCCCGGUGGUGCCGCCRCGGGAAGCGUCCAUCCGCAACCUGGCACGGGCGUACCACGCGCAGGCCCGGCACAUGACGCUGGAGCCCGGUGCCAAACCCCUGGGGCUGCCACCCCCGGCCUCGGCCGCAACCACCUUACCUCAGAGGACUCUCCCCAUGCCCGGCCCGGGAGCCCCUGCCCUUCACCACAGCAGCAUUUGA
Molecule: messenger RNA, 2538 nt
Organism: Malurus melanocephalus (red-backed fairy wren)
Lineage: Eukaryota; Metazoa; Chordata; Aves; Passeriformes; Maluridae
Product: cell adhesion molecule DSCAML1-like
Exons: 16
Coding region: 4-2538 (844 amino acids)
Biological process (GO): homophilic cell-cell adhesion; axon guidance; dendrite self-avoidance
Cellular component (GO): plasma membrane; axon
Molecular function (GO): cell-cell adhesion mediator activity
Source: RefSeq, a predicted model, not a curated record